UCCAUCCAGAAUGCCAUAAUUAAUGGGACAGCUACAGUGAUUCACCUAAAUCAACAGUAGAGAGGGUCAGCAGCAAGUCCCAGAUGUUAAUCAUGGUGCAGAGGAUUAACACCAAGAAGGAACUGAAGGAAUUGUUCAGUGCUGCCGGAAACAGGCUUGUGGUGGUAGAGUUUUCGGCAGAGUGGUGUGAUCCCUGCAAAAUAGUUGCUCCUGUUUUUCAGGCAAUGUCUUUAGAAUACCAAAAUGUCAUGUUUGCUCAGGUGGAUGUGGAUUCAUCUAAGGAAUUGACUGAACAUUAUCACAUCAAAGUAGUACCCACAUUCCAGAUGUUCAAGCACACCCAAAAGGUCACUCCAUUCUCAAGACUCAAAAGACAACUGUGCUGUUUCAGACGCGGACCGAAAAGCAAGAAGAUUUUUGAGUUUCAAGGAACUGAUGUUGAAACACUGGAGGAGAAGAUUCAAGAGCUAAUGUAAACUGCCACCCUAAUAUACCUGCGACAUUUUCUAAAGCAGCAACAAAUGCUUUGUGUGUGCUCUUCAGCGUGCCCUGUGGGCUGUUUUCUAUCUGUCUCGCUCCUGAUGUUCUGUAGGAA
Arvicanthis niloticus (Nile rat) is the source of this 595-nucleotide messenger RNA. The record is from RefSeq and is a predicted model, not a curated record. Lineage: Eukaryota; Metazoa; Chordata; Mammalia; Rodentia; Muridae.